AGCGAAAAGACCAUCUGGGUGAAGGAUGGUUCAGCUGUGUGUGACAGAAGUUGAGAUUAUCGAUUGAAUCAUCUUUGCUGCAUUGGUUCAUGAUUACUUUAUCUUCUUUGCAAUUCUGAAAGUCUUGUCAUUAUACGGUACUUGAUGGCCGGUUUAUUUCGCGCUGUUUGAGAUACAAAACAGAGCAGUUUUCGAGAUUGAAGAUCCACAGUGCUUGACUCACGACUCUACACAACCUCUCACUCUACGAUCUCAUCUCUCAAUGCUGUGAAAUUGAGCCCUCAUCUCAUACUCUAGGCCUCACUUCAUGGCGACCAAACGCAAGGCGUCGGCGUUGAACGCCGCCGUCGACGACGAACCCGUUGACCCAUCUGAUGAACUUGCUUUCUACUGCUUAGGCGGAGGUAAUGAAGUCGGCCGGUCAUGCCAUAUCAUUCAGUACAAAGGGAAAACAGUGAUGCUCGAUGCGGGCAUGCAUCCUGCGAAAGAAGGUUUUUCGGCUCUCCCAUUCUUUGACGAGUUCGACCUGAGUACGGUUGAUAUUCUUCUCAUAAGCCACUUUCACGUCGAUCACUCUUCCGCCCUUCCCUACGUCCUCAGCAAGACGAAUUUCAAAGGCCGAGUGUUCAUGACACAUGCGACCAAGGCCAUCUAUAAAUGGCUCAUCCAGGACAAUGUGCGAGUCAGCAAUACGGCCUCAUCGUCUGAUCAACGCACAACGUUGUAUACUGAACAUGAUCACUUGUCUACCUUGCCUUUGAUUGAGACAAUCGAUUUCAACACGACCCACACGAUAAAUAGCAUCCGCAUUACGCCUUUUCCGGCCGCUGGCUUGAAUAUCCUUUUCACCGGUGAUUACUCUCGGGAAGAAGACAGGCAUCUGAUCCCGGCAGAGGUACCCAAGGGUAUCAAAAUCGAUGUCCUAAUUACCGAGUCCACAUUCGGUAUAUCGACUAAUCCUCCACGGCUGGAGAGGGAAGCGGCUCUCAUGAAGGUCCUGAUGCCUGUUUUCGCUCUUGGGCGGGCUCAAGAGUUGCUCCUGAUUCUCGACGAAUAUUGGGAAACGCAUCCCGAGUUGCAAAAAAUACCUAUCUACUACAUUGGAAAUACUGCUAGACGAUGCAUGGUUGUGUACCAGACCUACAUAGGCGCCAUGAACGACAAUAUCAAACGGCUGUUUCGUCAGCGCAUGGCGGAGGCGGAAGCCAGUGGUGACAAGAGUGCCAGUGCAGGGCCUUGGGACUUCAAGUUCGUCAGGAGUCUCCGGAGUCUGGAACGAUUUGACGAUUUAGGCGGAUGCGUCAUGCUAGCUUCACCCGGUAUGCUCCAAACAGGAACAAGUAGGGAAUUGUUAGAGAGAUGGGCUCCAAACGAACGUAACGGCGUUGUUAUGACUGGAUACAGCGUGGAGGGAACAAUGGCCAAGCAGCUGCUUAACGAGCCUGAACAGAUACCUGCCGUGAUGUCACGAUCGGCGGGCGGAGUCUCGCGACGAGGGCUCGCUGGCACCGACGAGGAACAGAAGAUCAUGAUACCCCGAAGAUGUACGGUGGAUGAAAUCAGCUUUGCGGCCCAUGUAGACGGUGUCGAGAACCGUAACUUUAUCGAGGAGGUGGCCGCGCCUGUUGUGAUUCUUGUUCACGGCGAGAAGCAUCAAAUGAUGCGACUCAAGUCAAAAUUACUUAGUCUCAAUGCCGAUAAAACCGUCAAAGUCAAAGUCUAUACUCCAGCGAAUUGCGAUGAAGUUCGCAUCCCAUUCAGAAAAGACAAGGUCGCCAAAGUUGUCGGUAAAUUAGCCCAAGUCGCUCCUCCUUCGGACCAGGACGAUGGCCGUUUAAUGUCCGGUGUCCUGGUUCAGAAUGGGUUUGACCUGUCGUUGAUUGCGCCUGAUGACCUUCGCGAGUAUGCCGGUUUAACAACAACGACCAUAACAUGCAAGCAGCAUAUCACACUUAGCUCUGCAAGUAUGGAUCUUAUCCGAUGGGCACUUGAGGGUACCUUUGGCGCUAUCGAAGAACUCAGUAGCAGCGAGCAGGGUAAGGUCAAAGAAGAAUCCACAAACGCUGUCAACGGAGAGCACGACAUGAAAGAGGAGCCUGCGGAUGAGGAGAUCCCGACGGGGGAGACGCAGACAUAUCUCGUUAUGGGCUGCGUUCUCAUUCGCUAUCACCCUCGGACUCGUGAGGUAGAACUAGAAUGGGAGGGAAACAUGAUGAAUGACGGUGUUGCCGACGCAGUUAUGGCGGUGCUGCUCACUGUUGAGAGCAGCCCUGCAUCGGUGAAGCAAUCCGCAAAGCUCAAACAUCAUCAUCACCAUCAUAGCGACCUGGAACUACCUAAUCCCCAUGCCCAUCAAGGACCUGAAGAGAGAUUUGAGAAUCUGCUCAUGGUGCUAGAGGCGCAAUUUGGAUCGGAUAUUGCACCCAUUGAACGACCGCGCAUUCCUUCUGGUAUUCGUGCGAACGGCACGACCAAGGGCGAUCCGUCGGUAUCGGCCGCCGUCAAGACCGAAUCAGACGCCGCAGGUGAGACUCCUGCCGAGUCUCAAGAGGACGUCGAGGAGGAUGAAGAGGAUGAGAGCACGGAAGAAAUUGAAGCAGCAGAACUUGCUCGACUUCAAGCACUUGGGAUCCCUUAUCCUGGAAUUGAGAUCAAGGUUGAUAAACACGUCGCGCGGGUCUGGCUCGAAAAUCUCGAGGUCGAGUGUGCAAAUGCCGUGCUCAGAGAUAGAGUCCGUGUGGUCAUUGAACGGGCUGUGGAGACUGUUGCGAGCAUGUGGGGAGAAGGACCUCCGUCAGCCCCCGUCGCAAAUGGGACGCAAGGCACUAAGGAGGUGGCUCUCUCAAAGAGCACUGAAGUUGAGGCAAAGGCUUAAAUGUCUUUUCAUCCUAAUGUAACAAUACUUCAUACUUCGGACAGUGAAGGAUCCAUGGCCAAAGACAAGGAUGUGUUUUCGGCGAAGGUUUAUUUAUUGUUUUGAGAACUCUGAAUGAACAUAUAGAUUCUGCAAUACGAAAG
This is a messenger RNA of Aspergillus novofumigatus IBT 16806, 3018 nucleotides long. RefSeq names its product cleavage polyadenylation factor subunit YSH1 (gene ysh1). Bases 308 to 2875 code for a protein of 855 amino acids. Gene Ontology annotation, cellular component: mRNA cleavage and polyadenylation specificity factor complex. The record is from RefSeq and is a predicted model, not a curated record. Gene Ontology annotation, biological process: mRNA 3'-end processing by stem-loop binding and cleavage. NCBI's taxonomy places the organism in Eukaryota, Fungi, Ascomycota, Eurotiomycetes, Eurotiales, Aspergillaceae. Gene Ontology annotation, molecular function: RNA endonuclease activity; 5'-3' exonuclease activity; RNA binding. The transcript has 7 exons.